ACAAAUGUAUAUAUGCUGGUCGUAUUGUAGCAUCAUCAUUGUGAACAGGAGGACAGGAGAAAGGAUUAAGAACGUAAGAAAUACCCAGGACGAAUCGUCAGAUCUGCCUCUUCAGAAGUUAAUCUGUUUCAACAGUGCAUAGUUCGGAGAUUCUAAAAUUCAAGAGGGAAAGGGGUCAGUUGACUAUUAACAGAUUGUCACCAACGUGGGAGUCCAGAGGAGAUAGUAUGAUUGUAUCUGUAGGUCUGCUCGUCAUUGUUGCUGUUACUACAACAGAUGCAGGAUAUGUACCAUAUAAUUUGGGUAAAAUAAAUGUUGCCGUAUACAAGCCAGUGAAUCAGUCUAGUACAAUAUGGGAUUCCGAUCCUUCGUUUGUUGUAGACCGAAACACACAAACAUGUUCUUAUGCCCAUGAAGCCCAUAACUGGUGGUACGUCGACUUGGAAGCAGACUACCCAGUUGGUGAAAUAAACGUCUUAGGAUGUUGCGAUUCGCAUAAGAGAGGUUAUAAUAUUUCAGUAAACAUUGGUCUUUCCUUGGAUAACUUGACAGAAGUGGCUUUCUGGCCCGGUCCAAUCGGUAAAACGGAACAGACUAUAAAUUUUCCUAAUACGAAAACGAGAUACGUUAAAAUUGUCAGUAAAAAAUAUUAUGGUAGCAUUGAUCUUUGUGACGUGAAGGUGAUGGCAUACAUUGAACAUAUUUCUUAUUAUAAGCCAACGAACCAGUCCAGUCAAUAUGGUGGAUAUGCUUCCUAUAAGGGUGUAGACCAACUUGAUUAUCCAGUGUUUUAUUCCGGCGGUUGCUUUCAAACCCUGAAAGCCGAAACUAACUGGUGGUACGUCGACUUAGAGGCCAUCUACCCAGUUUGGCAAAUACAAGUGAUUAACAGAGAUGACUCCUUUGCGGAUCGAGCCAAAAAUAUUACAGUAAUGAUGGGUGAUUCUCUGGAUACCUUGACACAACAGGCUUACUGGGCUGGCCCUCUCGGCGUUUACACGCAUGUUACAUUCCCAGACGCUAUCCCAGCGAGAUAUGUUAAACUUGUGCAGAGAGCAAACGAUUAUUUUCACCUUUGUGAGGUGAGAGUGUUAACAAAUCGCGUAAUUACACUCGUAGAUGGUUCAAAAACAUGGUAUGGAGAGUGACAACAGUACAGUGUAUGUGAACAAUUCCUUUCGUCAAUAAAUUAGCCUCUUGUUUUGAUGCUA
This is a messenger RNA of Mercenaria mercenaria, 1211 nucleotides long. RefSeq lists its product as uncharacterized. Lineage: Eukaryota; Metazoa; Mollusca; Bivalvia; Venerida; Veneridae. The coding region runs from base 228 to 1148 and encodes 306 amino acids. The record is from RefSeq and is a predicted model, not a curated record. The transcript is spliced from 7 exons.